GGCAACACUGCGUUACAUUUACGUUUCCUUCUUUCCGCCAUUAUUCUCUUUGUGGAUUAUUUCAAAUUUGUAAGUUUGUAAACUCAAUCGAUGCAAUCCUAAGUACAUUUUAUGUGAUCAGUUUUUAUAUUGAUCUCGCUUCAAAAAGGAUAUUAAAAAUGUCCAUUGGUGUACCGAUUAAGGUACUCCAUGAAGCCGAAGGGCAUAUUGUUACUUGUGAAACUUCAACUGGUGAAGUUUAUAGAGGAAAGCUUAUUGAAGCUGAGGAUAAUAUGAACUGUCAAAUGGCCAACAUUACUGUGACUUAUAGAGACGGUCGUGUUGCUCAACUAGAAAACGUUUACAUCAGAGGCAGCAAAAUACGAUUCUUCGUUUUACCUGACAUGUUAAAAAAUGCCCCCAUGUUCAAGAAAGUGCAAGGCAAAGGUGGCGGCGCUGGUCGUGGAAAAUCAGCUAUUCUCAGAGCUCAGGCUGCCAGAGGAAGGGGUCAGAGAGGACGAGGUGGCGGAAACAUCUUCCAAAAACGACGCUGAGUUCUUCAAGUUGUCAUCAUCCAUACUGUACAUAGUUUCUUUGUCAAACAAACAUGUAUUAAUGUUGUAACCUGAGCCCAUUGUUUUCCAAGUUUUUGUUGGUUAUAAUUUGCUAGAACACAUUCUCACUGGAAUAAAUAUUUUUUUGUAAUUAGAAA
Molecule: messenger RNA, 691 nt
Organism: Biomphalaria glabrata
Lineage: Eukaryota; Metazoa; Mollusca; Gastropoda; Planorbidae
Product: small nuclear ribonucleoprotein Sm D3-like
Exons: 2
Coding region: 159-533 (124 amino acids)
Biological process (GO): RNA processing; spliceosomal snRNP assembly
Cellular component (GO): commitment complex; U2 snRNP; precatalytic spliceosome
Molecular function (GO): RNA binding
Source: RefSeq, a predicted model, not a curated record